ACUUUGAAUUUCAGUCUUAGUCUCAUUUGCUUUCAAAAUGGUUUGAUUGGAGGAAAUAAUGGAAGAUCUUCCAUCCCCAUUCACCCAUUCAUUCUUCUCUUCAUAUAUUUCAAAUCUUCCCAUUGCUCCCGGCAGCCAAACCUCAACGGAAGUAUGUUUUUCCACGCUGCCCCUCUCUCCAUCCUCAUCCUCAUCCUUCUCCUCCUCUUAUCUCUGGCCGCCGCCCAACCCACAACAAACCCCCACAACUUCUCCUCCUUCUCAAUUUCCCAAUCUCCAUGGCGGCCCACCCAGAACCUCAUUCUCCUUUCCCCCAACUCCCUUUUCGCCGCCGGCUUCCACCCACUACCCAACAACUCCAAUCUCUUCAUCUUCUCCGUUUGGUACUUCAACAUCUCAACAGACAACGUUGUCUGGUCCGCCAACCGUCUUCAUCCGGUCAACCGUUCAGCAGCUCUGGUCAUCACAGCCACCGGCCAGCUCCGUCUCAACGACCCCUCCGGUCGCAACCUCUGGCCUUCCAACAAUGUCUCUGCGAAUUCAAAUUCGACCCAAUUAAUCCUUCGCGACGAUGGUGAUUUGAUUUACGGGACAUGGGAAAGCUUCCAAUUCCCCACCAAUACUUUCUUGCCUAAUCAUACAUUUAAUGGAACCACAAUCGUCUCCAACAACCGCAAAUAUUCGUUUGUAAACUCUGCUAAUUUGACGUUUGGUACAGAGACUUACUGGACCUCUGGAAAUCCAUUCCAGAAUUUUCAAAUUGAUGGUCAAAUCAUCAUAAACAAUCAAAUCCCAGUUAUCCCUUCAGACUUUAACUCGACCCGGCUCCGGAAAUUGGUUGUUGAUGAUGAUGGGAACCUCAAGAUUUUUAGCUUCAACCCCAAUUGGCUUCGGUGGGAUGUGGUUUGGCAAGCACAUGUAGAGUUGUGUCAUAUUUUAGAUACUUGUGGCCCAAAUUCUGUCUGUAUGAGUAGUGGCAGUUACAAUUCCACUUAUUGUGUCUGCGCACCCGGAUUCAGCCCCGAUCCUCGUGGCGGGGCGCGGCAAGGAUGCCACCGGAAACUCAACGUAUCGAGCAAAGCCAAGUUUCUUCAACUGGAUUUUGUGAAUUUUAGAGGCGGGGUUAAACAAAUCUCUUUGCAAACCCCAAAUAUUUCAGUGUGUCAAGCGGAUUGCUUGAAGAAUUCGAGCUGCGUGGGCUAUACAUUCAGCUUCGACGGCAGCGCCCAGUGUGUGCUUCAGCUAGACAUUUUGUCGAACGGGUUGUGGUCUCCUGGGAUGAAGGCAGCUGCCUUUGUGAAGGUCGACAAUUCGGAAACAGAUCGCUCAAAUUUCACCGGAAUGAUGUACAAACUCCAAACUACAUGUCCAGUCCGCAUCACCAUCCGGCCGCCGCCGGUAAAUAAAGACAACACCACCAGAAACAUAUUGAUAAUCAGUACCAUAUUCGUUGCCGAACUAAUUACCGGUGCCGUUUUCUUCUGGGCAUUCUUGAAGAGAUUUGUAAAAUACAGAGACAUGGCUCGCACGCUUGGUCUCGAAUCACUUCCUGCCGGCGGCCCAAAGCGGUUCAAUUAUGCCGAGCUAAAGACGGCCACGAACGACUUCUCGACCUGCAUUGGAAGAGGCGGAUUCGGCGAAGUCUUCAAGGGGGAGCUGCCAGACAAACGCGUGGUAGCCGUCAAGUGCUUGAAAAACGUCGCCGGCGGUGACCGUGACUUUUGGGCGGAGGUCACCAUCAUCGCGAGAAUGCACCAUCUUAACUUGCUUCGAUUGUGGGGAUUCUGCGCAGAAAAGGGUCAGAGAAUUUUAGUAUACGAACAUAUCCCCAAUGGAUCGCUGGACAAAUUCCUCUUUGUCAAACAUUCACCUUCCGAUUCGGAGAAGGACGAAAGAGAGACGGAAGAACAAAGCUCACCGCUCGAUUGGAGCAUCCGGUACCGAAUCGCCAUUGGAGUAGCGAGAGCAAUCGCGUACUUGCACGAGGAAUGCUUGGAAUGGGUGUUGCAUCGAGACAUAAAACCAGAGAACAUCCUUCUAGACAACGAUUUCUGCCCGAAGUUAUCAGAUUUCGGGUUGUCGAAAUUGAGGAAAAACGAGGAUACAACAGUGAGUAUGUCUCGGAUCAGAGGGACGCCUGGUUAUGUAGCACCGGAGCUGGUGAAAUUGGGUUCAAAUUCAAUAACGACGAAGGCAGAUGUGUACAGCUUCGGGAUGGUGCUGCUGGAGAUAAUCAGCGGGACAAGGAAUUUUGAGAUAAAGAGAUCGACAGUGGAGAGUGCAGAUUGGUACUUUCCAGGAUGGGCAUUCGAGAAGGCGUUCGUAGAGGAAAAGAUGAAGGAGAUUUUAGACGGUCGGAUAAGGGAAGAAUACGAGAGCGGAGGUCAUGUAUCGAUUGUUAACCGAAUGGUGCAAACGGCGAUGUGGUGUGUUCAAAACCAACCGGAGAAGAGACCGUCGAUGGGGAAAGUGGUGAAGAUGUUGGAAGGGAAGCUUGAAAUUCCUCCUCCGGAAAAGCCUUCUAUUUACUUCUUGUCUGAAUGAACCCUCAACUUAAGGCUGCGUUUGGGAGAACUUUUCAAUUCUCAAUACUCUAAUUCCUUAAUUCAAAUAACUAAAUUUAAUGAAAUUAAAUUAAAUGUCCAUUCACAUUGUCAAGUUCAAGAAAAAAAAACUCUCAAAAUAUUUAUGAACCAAAAA
This is a messenger RNA of Cucumis melo (muskmelon), 2700 nucleotides long. RefSeq names its product G-type lectin S-receptor-like serine/threonine-protein kinase At1g34300. Gene Ontology annotation, molecular function: protein serine/threonine kinase activity; ATP binding. The record is from RefSeq and is a predicted model, not a curated record. NCBI's taxonomy places the organism in Eukaryota, Viridiplantae, Streptophyta, Magnoliopsida, Cucurbitales, Cucurbitaceae. Gene Ontology annotation, biological process: protein phosphorylation; recognition of pollen. The transcript has a single exon. The coding region runs from base 154 to 2544 and encodes 796 amino acids.